AUGUUAGAACCAUUUGAGAUAUCACUUUUAAGACAAUCAGUUAUUAUGAUUUUCAUUCAGAGUAUUUUGUUACUGACAGCUUUAAAAUACUACGAGACACCCAAGUUGUAUGAAAAUGAUAAAAUUUUAAAUCAAUCCUCCAACUAUGGAGAGAUCAUUUUGAAUAAUUUAAUGAUCUUCGAUAACUUUUACAUCAGACCCUAUAAUUUUUGGCAGUGGUUUGACGAUCACAUCAAGUUUUGGGAAUUCUUGGCCACAUUCACAGUAUUCAUGACAUUCAUACUGACCAUUUUCCGAAACUCAAUGCUUUUUGUUAAAGUGGUUUCAGUCAUGGCACUUUUCACUGAAAGUUUGUUACCCUUACCUCAAAUUUUAUUGAUCUACCGGUUGAAAUCAGUGAAAAAUUUCAAAUGGAUCUUAAUCGUUUCAUGGUUGUGUGGAGACAUUUUGAAACUAGCGUACUUACUAUUUGGAACGACCGAAGUUUCAGGUGUUUUCUUUGCAGCAGCUAUUUUUCAAAUGAUGUUGGAUUUUGUGAUUGUAGGACAGUUCUUUUAUUAUAACGAGGAUUCCCUCGUAUUACCUGUCAGUGCAUUAAACAUAUAA
Yamadazyma jaroonii is the source of this 606-nucleotide messenger RNA. The record is from the annotation of a GenBank genome assembly. NCBI's taxonomy places the organism in Eukaryota, Fungi, Ascomycota, Pichiomycetes, Serinales, Debaryomycetaceae.